Colletotrichum orchidophilum is the source of this 1527-nucleotide messenger RNA. RefSeq names its product endonuclease/Exonuclease/phosphatase. Gene Ontology annotation, molecular function: phosphatidylinositol-4,5-bisphosphate 5-phosphatase activity. The record is from RefSeq and is a predicted model, not a curated record. Gene Ontology annotation, biological process: phosphatidylinositol dephosphorylation. The transcript is spliced from 2 exons. The coding region runs from base 1 to 1527 and encodes 508 amino acids. NCBI's taxonomy places the organism in Eukaryota, Fungi, Ascomycota, Sordariomycetes, Glomerellales, Glomerellaceae.
AUGGCGACCCUUGUCGACGUCAACUCCACCGCACCCGCCGACAAGAUGGCUCCCUCAACGCUCGACCUGUUCAUGUUGACGUUCAAUUGCGCCAAGAAGUUCAUCGACACGUCCGUUUUCGCGUCAAACCUCCACACGGCUUUCCAGCAGAGUGCCACCCCACUCCCAGAGGUUGUUGUCUUCUCCCUGCAAGAGGUCGCGCCGUUAUCGUACUCUUUCAUCGGCGGCUACUUUCUCAGCCCGUACCUCGCCCGCUUCGAAGAAGCCCUGAAUCUUGCUGCUACCAGAUACACCAACGAAACCGCCCCAAACGACGACAGUCACGAUGAAGCCGACGACGAAACGAUAUUGGUUAAGCCUACCGCUCCUACACCUGUGCGGCCUUACACUCUGGUCCGGGCUCGCAAUGUCGGUAUGACGGCCAUCAUGCUCUUUGCACGGAACCCCGAGUCAAUUUUGCGUGUGCAAGAGGCAGAGGUGGGCUUCGGCGCUGCAGAAAUGGGCAACAAAGGCGCUGUGGCACUCAGGGUCUUGUAUGAAGGCACAAUGGUCGACGGUGGGAAGAAGGAGACGGAGCUCACCUUCGUGGCUACACACCUUGCGGCAAUGGAGUGGAAUCUGCCCAGGCGAAAUGCCAACUGGGCAACCAUCAUGCGUGGCCUGACAUUCGAGAACCCAGAGGACAUUCUGCACCCGAAGAAGAGCAAGCCCAGUACCCCCUCUGCACAGGGAGAGAGCCAAACCGACGUUGCCAGGGAUGAAGCAGUGCACCUCUUGCAUGACGAGCAUCACGCACAGACACUUGCUCUCCAGGAACGGCUACAAGAGAUUUCUGUUUUCAAGCCAAGCUCCCAUCUUUUUGUCGGUGGCGAUCUCAACUAUCGCAUCUCAACAACGAGUCCGCCACCGAUGGCAACGUUCCCUAGUCUCGAUCCCGAAAGCGAACACCAUUAUGCUCACUUCUUUGCCUUGGACCAGCUCACAAGAGAACGCCAGGCAGGACGUACUCUGCAUGGCCUGAGUGAGGCGGAGGUCAAAUUCCCUCCGACCUACAAGUACAACGUUCUGCCCCCGGACGACACCCGCCUAAAAGUUGAUGGCGUGGAGGACGUGCCUUGGGUGUUUGCGCCUCAUCGAUAUCCCGGUUGGACGGAUCGCAUCUUGUACUUGGAUGUCCCCUCUUGGAUCAAGACCAAGCCUCAAAAGGUCGACGUCAAGGCCUACGACGCCAUGCCUGUAGUCCGCAGCUCGGAUCACAGAGCCGUGUACCUGAGAGCCGCGGUUCCGCUACUCACCGAGAAGGAGCUUGUCCGUUCAUCGACAGAAGCUCCAGCGUCCAAUGCGGUAGAUCCUCGCCUCGUGCUCCCUGUAGCCAUCGAUCCUGAGGCCUGGGAGAGACGUGCGGCAGCAAGACGGAAGGAAGUUCUUGUUGGCUGGAGCAUGUUUCUGUGGUCUACUAAGCAGGGAGCGAUAAUACUGGCCACGCUGCUGGCCGUGGGCGCAGGUGCUUGGUGGCUGAGCCAGUGA